Molecule: messenger RNA, 534 nt
Organism: Pelobates cultripes (western spadefoot toad)
Lineage: Eukaryota; Metazoa; Chordata; Amphibia; Anura; Pelobatidae
Source: the annotation of a GenBank genome assembly
AUGGCGCCCAUGUAUGCAAAUGCAUACAUGCACGUAUUUGAGGAACAACAUAUUCUACAACCAUACUCGGAACAGAUCAUUAAAUAUGUACGCUUCAUCGAUGACAUCUUGAUUCUUUGGAGGGGCUUUGUGGUAGAUGUCAAACAAUUUAUACAGGAUAUUACCAACCUACCAAGUCCAAUUAAAAUCACUAAUAUUGAUGAGAAAAUUGUUCAAUAUCUGGAUCUUGAGAUCUUCAUCAAAGACAACAAAAUUGAAUACCAACUCUACUCGAAACCUACCGACAGGAACACUAUCCUUCAUUUCACCAGUGCACACCCAGAACACAUUAAAAAAUCUCUACCCUAUACUCAAUUCUUGAGAGUAUUUCGGAAUAACUCCCUUAACAAAUACAUUGAAAAUCAAGUCGAAACAAUGUAUAACAAGUUUCUCACUAGGGGUUAUAACCCCUACUCGAUGCAGCUUUACAUAAAGCACGACAAUCAAUGCAAGAAGUACCUGGAACACCCAACCAACCUAAGACAUAGAGAUUGA